AUGCAGCUGCGGGUUCCUGGACGGGAGUCCGUCUGCAUUGGCAUGUCAAUUUCCUCGAGCUGUCAGAGAGGACGAGGAGCAAGUUCUACUACUUGCGCCUUAUUGGCCCAACCGGUCUUGGUUCUGGGAAUUAGUACUCCUCACAUCCUCUCCUCCCUGGUAGAUUCCCCUGAGGAAGGACCUUCUUUCUUAGGGGCAAGGCACAAUUUGGCAUCCUCGGCCAGACCUCUGGAACUUUCAUGUCAGGCCCCUGAACGGGACACGGAAGACCUAACUGACCUUUCGCUGGCUGUUGUACAUACCAUCACUGAGGCUAGAUCCCCCUCUACUCUGCGGCUCUAUGGACUCAAAUGGCGUCUUUUCAUGGACUGGUGCUCCUCCCAUGAAGAGGACCUGCAGAGAUGUCCAGUGUCAUUGGUGCUUACCUUUCUUCAGGAAAAGUUGUUGUACAACCAGCCCAGUCUCCUGAAUGGUCGAGCAGAUGUCGUUUAUGUGACACCAUGGUUGGCGCCAAUUGUUUGGGAGGGAACAUUUGAUCCUACAGUAAUUGAUUCUAUCUACAAACAAAAGAACAUCACCAUAGCCACCACUGUUUUUGCUUUGGGAAAAUAUAUACGUUUUCUCAAAGAUUUUCUGGAAUCAGCUGAGCAGCAUUAUUUUGUUGGAUUUCGAGUACAUUACUACUUGUUUACAGAUCAACCAGAAGCAAUUCCUGAUGUAAAGCUCGGUGAAGAACGUCAGCUGAAAGUGCGAACAGUCCCAAAAAUGGAUAGGUGGCAGGACAUUACUAUGGGCAGAAUGGGAAUGAUUGCAAAACUAACUGAGGGUGAACUGGCAAAUGAGGCUGACUACAUUUUCUGCCUUGAUGUGGAUACAAAGUUUUAUGCCCGCUGGAGUGUGGAGGCUUUAGGCAGUCUUGUAGGAUUGAUUCAUCCUUGGCUAUAUGACUUUCGACGGGAUCAAUUUACCUAUGAACGUAGACCAGAAUCGCAAGCAUUUAUUCCGGUUGAAGAAGGUGAUUUUUAUUAUGCUGGUGGUACGUUUGGUGGCUCAGUGCAGGAAGUGCAUAAGCUCACCAAAACCUGCAGUGAGCAGCAGAAUAUUGAUGCUGCUAAUUCCAUUGAGGCAAUAUGGCACGAUGAGUCUCACUUAAACAAAUAUUUUCUAUACAAUAAACCCACUAAGGCACUCUCACCUGAGUAUCUGUGGCGAGAUAUUAAUGCCCCUUCGGACACCAUAAAAACAAUUCGCUUCUGUAGUGUUGCGAAAGAUGUUGCUGAGGUUCGCCAAAACUUAUAGCGAUAGUUACCAAUUGCAAUAUUCACCUGCACUGACAGGCCCUAGAAGUGGCAAAAGGUUGUAACAAUCAGCCUAAACAGUUGAGUUACAAAGCUAAAAUGGAUCAGAUUUUUACUGUGAGAGAUUAAAACCGUGUUAAAAGGAUGAGACCAACAAGUUAAAGAAAUUA
Molecule: messenger RNA, 1468 nt
Organism: Paramisgurnus dabryanus
Lineage: Eukaryota; Metazoa; Chordata; Actinopteri; Cypriniformes; Cobitidae
Source: RefSeq, a predicted model, not a curated record